GAUUCUCAAUUUCGCAGUGACGUGUGACGUGUUUUCAAUUUUCUGUCAUUUUGAUACGUACUAGGUUAUUGAAAAUACCGAGAUUUAUUUACUUUGUUGCUAAAUCAUGACGUCCAUCAGCGAAGUUGAUGCGGUGCCUAAUAAAUCGAAAAAACCAUCGGAUAGUGCAUUUAAGCAACAACGAUUACCAGCCUGGCAACCAAUACUCACAGCUGGUACAGUUCUACCAACGUUCUUUGUGAUAGGAGUUGCAUUUAUACCAGUUGGCAUAGGAUUACUUUAUUUUUCUGAUGAAGUUAAGGAACAUAUUAUAGAUUAUACUAACUGCAACUCCACCAAUAUUACCAGAGAUGAUGGGUUGCCUAAGAAGUGUGCAGAUGUAAUUGCAGAAUGUAAUAAUUGCUCAUGCACAUGUGAAAUAAAUUUCGAGCUAACUUCAGAAUUUGCUGGCAAAGUUUACAUGUAUUAUGGCCUGACAAACUUCUAUCAAAAUCAUCGUAGAUAUGUAAAAUCUCGAGAUGACAAUCAACUGUUAGGACAGUUGCAUGAGAUUGUUUCGAGUGAUUGUGAACCAUUUGCCUAUGAUAAAAUAAACGACAAAGAUACAGCCAUUGCUCCAUGUGGUGCUAUUGCAAAUUCGCUUUUUAGCGAUGAGUUGACACUAUAUUCUGCAAAACAUGGUGGACAAGUACCAUUAUUAAGAACUGGUAUAGCUUGGCCAUCCGAUAAAAAUAUCAAAUUCAGGAAUCCAGAGGGUAAUUUGAAAGAAGUAUUCAAGAAUUUUGCUAAGCCUAAGAACUGGACUAAACACAUUUGGGAUUUGGAUCCCAUUAAUGAAGAAAACAAUGGUUUUCAAAACGAGGAUUUAAUUGUAUGGAUGAGAACUGCCGCAUUACCCACUUUCAGAAAACUCUAUCGUAGGAUUGACCAUUCUCAAGAUGGCUUUAAGAGCGGUCUAGUUCAAGGAAACUACACUCUUAAAGUUGUUUAUUCAUUUUCAGUAUCCUCCUUCUAUGGAAAGAAAAAGAUGAUUUUAAGCACAACUUCACUUUUGGGAGGAAAGAAUCCUUUCCUUGGCAUUGCUUACAUUGUUGUAGGGAGUUUGUGCUUAUUGCUGGGCAUAGGAUUACUCAUUAUACAUAUUAAAUGUUCCAAGAGCAAACUAAUGUAAAGACGACUACAAGAAAUUAUUCUUAGGGCACCCAUGUAUGUCUUCUCCGCCGAUAUGAUCGAUGUGACUCCAUCUACAGAAUAUCAUUAGGAAUGAUUCGUUUACUUAAAAUGAACGUGAUUUCAUCAGUAUAUAUAAGUUAUUGAUUAUCGUAGAACAAGUGAAUUUUUUAUAUUUAACAUUGAAUUUCGUUUGUCAUAAACGGAUAAAUACGGUAAAGCAACAAACUAAUCAAAAAUUUCUUAUUUAAGAAAUAAU
Messenger RNA from Acromyrmex echinatior (Panamanian leafcutter ant), 1429 nucleotides. It is a transcript of the gene CDC50, whose product is annotated as cell cycle control protein 50A. Gene Ontology annotation, cellular component: endoplasmic reticulum; Golgi apparatus; plasma membrane. NCBI's taxonomy places the organism in Eukaryota, Metazoa, Arthropoda, Insecta, Hymenoptera, Formicidae. The record is from RefSeq and is a predicted model, not a curated record.